UGAACGAAACAGAAGGCCGGACGGUUCGACAGAAUGUCGUCUUUACAGUCAGUAUCAAUAAUAAUAUUAUUAAUAAUAAUAAUAAUAAUAAUAAUAAUAAUAAUAAUAAUAAUAGAACGUGUCUAACUAAAUGCCUCUAAAUCGGACGUGUAUUUUGGUUCAUUUCAUGUCAGUUAAACGGGAAAAGAAAAUGUAUUAAAAACAACAAAAAGAAAUUAUACACGUAACUACUUUAAGUGGGAUUUAAAUUAGAAAUCCAAAUAUGGUUAUUUUGUGUUGUCAUACUACCUGCGUUUCAAACGUCUUACUGAUUUUACAAUAAUACUCCAAUUUUGUGAGCAUGACGGGGGAGGGGGAGGCGCAAAUAAAUUUUGUGGAUCCCUUUAAUAAAAUGUUUAUUCACGGGGCAAAACGACGUUUGAAACUUUUAAAAUGGCCUUUUAAUUAACCUAUGUACGCCGCGUUCAAACAAAAAACCUACUGGGAUUCAAUACAGCAACCAAUACCAGAGAGGCGGUCAAUAUGCAAAAUUGAUGACUACACCCUCUUUGUUACACAGACAUUGUCUGCUACUUGCUUAUGAAGUCUAAUCCAAUCAUAAAUUGCACCAUUCCACCAAUCAGGGCCCUUAAAAGCCGGAGUGAAAGAAACUCAUGCGGAGAACUUUGUUGAUCCUCAUUGUUAAAGCUGUCAGUUUUGAAAGAGCUUUGCUAAGCAGUUCACUAUAAAACCCCUGAUGUAAAGGGAUCGGCCAGAAGAGUACUGGAAGUCUUUCCAUUUGGAUCCUAACAGAAGAGCUCUCCUCUCAGUCAAAAAAUUGUGUUCUAAAUACUUUUUUCCUCUUUUUCCUAAACGGUGCAAUGAUGUUUCCAAGUGUUAUUGCGCCUCCUGCGAUGUAUCCAAGCCUCCUUCGGCCAUCAGCAGCUCUGUCCCUGCCUCAGUCUUUGCAUUCAGCUUUCACUUCUCACUCAAGUUUCUUAGUGGAGGACCUGCUACGGAUCAGCCGCCCGGCGAACUACUUGUCACGGAGCGUCCCGUCGCCCAGCGUCUCGCCGCCGACCACAUGCGCCGCCACCCUGAGCAGCACUGCGUCGGAACACGCCGGCAGCCCCACGGCACUCUCAGGCGGAACAUGUUCGCCGCAAACUUCACUUUCUCCCAACAACGACCCCAACUAUCUGAAGUUUGGAGUUAAUGCGAUCCUGGCACCGUCAACCAAAAACGCAUCAUCGGCCCCUUCUAUUCAAUGCGUGCACCCGAAAGCUUUCCAGUUCCCAUAUUUUGACGGAUCAUUCCCCCCAUUUAUUAGAUCCACCUAUUUCCCAGCGUCUUCUUCAGUGGUGCCUAUCCCAGGCACGUUUUCAUGGCCUCUGGCAGCUAGAGGGAAGCCCAGGAGAGGCAUGUUGCGCCGGGCUGUCUUCUCUGACGUGCAGAGGAAAGCCCUUGAGAAAAUGUUCCAGAAACAAAAAUAUAUCAGCAAGCCCGACAGGAAGAAGCUGGCGGCCAAGCUUGGCCUUAAAGAUUCACAGGUUAAAAUUUGGUUCCAGAACAGAAGAAUGAAAUGGAGGAAUUCCAAAGAGAGAGAGCUUCUGUCUUCCGGGGGGUGCCGGGAACAAACCCUACCCACAAAGUUAAACCCUCACCCAGACCUGAGCGAUGUUGGAAAGAAGUCUUCGGAAGAGGAGGAGGCCGUGGGAGGGGAGAGCCCGCGAGCAGUGCUCUGUCACUCCCCCGCUGUGCGCAAGCUUUCGGACAGCGUGGAAUCCCACCUCUCGUCACCAUGUCAAUCCAGUAAACACUCAGACUUCUCAGAGUCGGAAGAUGAAGAAAUCACAGUUUCCUAGAUAAUCUAAAAUAAAUAAAUUAUGUUUAUAUAAAAAUAAAUAAAAUACCUUAUAUACAGAAACAAGUAAUUAAAUGUAAAUAAGAGGAUGUAUCCCUUAAUUUAGACAGAGAUAUCAGAAUCCAAGUCUGCUUUCAGCACAUACCCUGCAUCAAAUCAACUUGAAACGCAGCAAAUGUGUGGAAUGUUGACAUGGAGUAUAUUUGGGACGAUCUUAUAUUCUAUAUGUAAAUGUUUAUUUUAGGGGAUAUGCAUCCUUCUUGGAAUAACUUGCUGUAUUUGCACAGCUUUUGUGAACUGUACAGAAUUUUGUACAUUUUUUUUGUAUUGGAAAUUUUAUACCAAGAGUAUUUUGAGUGACAAUAUGGCUUUUACAUUAGAUAAUGUAAUGAUUUAACAAAGAAAUGUAGACGUUAAAUGUAUAAAUUAUAAAGAUAUUAUUUUCUAUUAUCUCUGUGUAUGAAGUUUUAAUAUGUAUGUAUUUUACAUGUUUUGUACAAACGCCAAAUAAAAUGUAGAGAAAGCAAAGAGUUGUAACUCUCUGGAGCGCAUGAUCACACAGGUCGGAUCUGAAUCUGCUAGUCAAAUUGGUCAGAAUGCAUCGUGUUUAAAAUAUACUUUGUGGU
Brienomyrus brachyistius is the source of this 2469-nucleotide messenger RNA. RefSeq names its product homeobox protein DBX1-B-like. Gene Ontology annotation, biological process: regulation of transcription by RNA polymerase II; cell differentiation in spinal cord. The coding region runs from base 861 to 1844 and encodes 327 amino acids. The record is from RefSeq and is a predicted model, not a curated record. NCBI's taxonomy places the organism in Eukaryota, Metazoa, Chordata, Actinopteri, Osteoglossiformes, Mormyridae. The transcript is spliced from 4 exons. Gene Ontology annotation, molecular function: DNA binding; DNA-binding transcription factor activity, RNA polymerase II-specific.